This is a messenger RNA of Dunckerocampus dactyliophorus (ringed pipefish), 1743 nucleotides long. RefSeq names its product yippee-like 3 (gene ypel3). Lineage: Eukaryota; Metazoa; Chordata; Actinopteri; Syngnathiformes; Syngnathidae. Bases 326 to 685 code for a protein of 119 amino acids. The transcript has 5 exons. The record is from RefSeq and is a predicted model, not a curated record.
UGUGUUGUGUUUUCAUAAACAAACCACAUUUUUCCUCCUUCCGUGAGGCCGCUGUUCACGAACCUGACAAGCUGCCCGCUUUGUCGAAUUUAUCUGUCUUUUUUUUCAACGAAAAUAUAUAUAUAUUUGGAAGCUCUACAACGUUAUACUCAGAGACUUGUGUCAUAAACAGAGGCUGUCUGGACUCUUCAUUGUCCGAGACGUCAACGCGUGGUCGACUGCCUCAUCGACCCUUUUUGACCGCCUCAUCCCGAUUUAUCUGCUUUUUUGACACUUUUAUUUGCCCACCGUGUGUAGGCUGUGAAGAGUCCUGCCAUUGGGAGAUAUGGUGAAGCUGACAAAAGCCAAGACGUUCCAGGCCUACCUGGACUCCUGCCAUCGCCGCUACAGCUGUGUUCACUGCCGCGCCCAUCUGGCCAACCAUGAUGAUCUUAUCUCCAAGUCUUUCCAAGGAAGUCAAGGCCGAGCUUACCUCUUCAACUCUGUGGUGAACAUCGGCUGUGGUCCUGCAGAGGAGAGGCUGCUGCUCACAGGACUUCAUGCAGUGGCCGACAUCUACUGUGAAAACUGCCAUACCACUCUGGGCUGGAAAUAUGAACAAGCCUUUGAACUGAGUCAGAAGUACAAGGAAGGGAAGUACAUCAUCGAGCUGUCCCACAUGAUAAAAGACAACGGCUGGGACUGAGAGGGAAAUCUACACCAUACUCCAUGACUUUUUUUUCAAAGUUGCAUCCCCUCAUCCUAGCAGGGUUCCAGUGUAGCUUCCUCAUCCCGCAUUCGAGCCGUCGCUGUGCCACACUUUCACUGUCUCUCUCUGCGGCUUUGCCACGAAUAGCAUGUGAUGCCUUAUCUUACUCAUUUCUCCGUGUGUUUUCCAGCAGCCGCAACACAUUUUCUGAUAAUGCAAUCCCAAUGGCUAGUUGUGCUCGGGGCAUGGCGUGAAUGAAGUGUUGGGUUUGUGUGCGGAAGAACUCACGGGCACGUGUGUGCAUAUUGGAAUUUUAAGUGUGUGUUUUGAGGGAUGAACCUCUUAUCAGUGAUCAAUAAAAAAGAGUUGCUAGGUGGGGGGCAAGGCAAAUAAUGAUGACCUUCUUGCAGUGGCAUUCGGGUUUUUUUUUACUCCCAAGUUUACAAUUCCAACGUAGAUCUGGCCAAAAUGCAUAGAGAAUGCAAGUGAACUGAAAUAAUGAAGAGCAGGGGCAGAGCUUAUUUUUUUAAUGAAUUGUGGACAUUUCAGGUUUUAUAUAAGGUCGGUGAUACUUUGCCACAAGCAUACAGGAUGUUGAAUUAGUAAUGGUGAUGACCAUACAAGUCAUUUUAAAGGAGAACUACAUUUUAGUGUGUGUGUGUGUGUGCGCUUGUGUAUUCAGCUCUGUGGGAAACUUGUAGAUUAGACCUAGGAUUGUCAGUACCAGAUACUUGCAUUUGAUGAUUAAGUUUUGUGUUCUCCCAAGACCUGAAGUUCAGCUUUGUGCUUGCAGUGUGUGCCGAGAUGGUUUUCGCUGCACAAUUAGGAUAUCCACUACUUGCUGACAUCCUCGAGAUCUAUCCUCUACACGUUUGUGUAUAGCGUAACAAUGGGACGCCCUCACAGCUACAUGUACUCAAUCAUGUUUGAGCAAUGUGUGAUUAGAAUUAUGUAGCAUAUUUAUGGUGAUUUUUUUUAUUAUUAUUAUUGUGUGCUUCUUUUCAUUAAAGUAUACUUUUUACUUUUACUCUUUCAUUAAAAUGCAGUGUCUGUAA